Messenger RNA from Leptidea sinapis, 857 nucleotides. RefSeq lists its product as uncharacterized. Bases 63 to 815 code for a protein of 250 amino acids. The transcript has a single exon. Lineage: Eukaryota; Metazoa; Arthropoda; Insecta; Lepidoptera; Pieridae. The record is from RefSeq and is a predicted model, not a curated record.
CAACCGGCUCGAAAACUGCAUCUCAAACUCGUUAUUAAAUUAAAAGUAAAACACGAAUUAUAAUGAGCCUGCAAGAUAAAGUUGCCAUUGUGACGGGUUCGAGUUCGGGGAUUGGAGCAGCUAUUGCAGUAAAAUUUAACAGCGAAGGAGCCAAGGUGGUGCUCGUGGGCCGCAAUGAAGCCAAACUAAAGGCAGUUGCGGCGAAGUGCAUUGACGCACUUGUCGUCAGAGCCGAGUUCUCCAAAGACGACGACAUCAAGCGUGUUCUCGACGAAACAAUAAAAAAAUUUGGCAAACUUGACAUUCUUGUGAACAACGCCGGCACACACGUUUUGGGGAGUCUUCUAAAUGGAGAUGUAAUGAAAUCACUGGAUGAAGUUUUCCAGGUUAACUUUUGUGCUGUUGUAUAUUUAACAAAAUUGGCAGCGCCGUACCUGAUACAAACAAAGGGAAACAUAAUAAACAUCUCUAGUAUCGAAGGACAGCGUGUGUCCUGCUUUCCCGUUAUGAUGAUGUACUCUUCGUCGAAGGCGGCAUUAGACACCUUCUCGAGGGAAGCUGCACUAGAGCUGUCCUCUCACGGGGUUAGGAUAAACGUGAUCAGUCCCGGGCCAGUGAAGACAGACAUUUUGAAUAACACAAACACUGAUUAUCUUAGUUGGGAGAGCAUUGCGAAUAUGACGGCGCUCCACAGAGUGGCCGAGUCUAAGGAGAUCGCGGAGUUAGCUUUCUUCCUUGCUUCGGAUAAAGCUAAAGGAAUAACUGGCUCAGUGUGUGUCUACGACAAUGGAAUGUUACUCAAGAAUUAUAAUUAAUUUUCAUGAUUGAAUGAAAUAAUUAUGAUUUAUACAAUUAAA